Messenger RNA from Helianthus annuus (common sunflower), 513 nucleotides. RefSeq lists its product as uncharacterized. The transcript has 2 exons. The record is from RefSeq and is a predicted model, not a curated record. Bases 10 to 405 code for a protein of 131 amino acids. Lineage: Eukaryota; Viridiplantae; Streptophyta; Magnoliopsida; Asterales; Asteraceae.
UAGUAUGCAAUGGACUAUAUGACACAUUAUAUAUGGAUCACUUUUUAUCUUAUCACCAUCACUUUCACGAUCAUCAUCAUCAUAAUAAUAAUCAUCUACAUAUCUCCAUUAUCUUUAAACCUUUUGUAUGCUCACAAUUGCCAUACCUCUCCUCUUCACAAAGGUUCUAACUCGAUCCGAAAGUUGGGGCGAAUGGCGGAAAACAAGGAGUUGAAGGUGGAUAUGGGACAGGUUCGGGUGACAUCGCCGCCGUCGGGAGGGGUAGCAAGACAAGGAAGCAUGACAAAGAACAACUGCUUGUGUUCUCCGACCACCCAUGAAGGUUCAUUCAGGUGCAGGCUCCAUCGUACCCAUAGUGGCAUUCAACGCACCAAAAGUGUUAAUUCUGAAUCUAAGACACCAUGAAAACCUUCAUGACUCUUUGUUUUUAAAGUCAAAGUGCAUGUAAGUGGAAAACAAAAAACAUGACAUGUUUUGUGUUAUGUAUGAUAUGAUCAAAUUGGGUUUUUGACA